CUCAUCCAAUCGAAACUAAACAAAGACAUGUCGGUGUAUGUGCUGGUGUAUAUACUCAAAGUCAUGCUAUUGCUUAUGUUGCUGAAAUAUUUGAUAAAGUUGGCAAAUUGGAUAAUUUAAAGAAAUUUAUAAGUGAUCAUGGUAUUAAGUUUUAUGGAUUAAGUGAGGAUGUAUUGAGUAAACAUAAGGGGGAAUCUACUUGGUUAGUUGAACGUGAAAAUAAAGUGCCUGAAGUAUUUGCAAAUUCAGAUGUUUCUGUUGUACCGUUUAAAGCUGGUGAUGUAUUAAAGUAUGCCGUUGAAUGGAGAUAG
Hemisphaericaspora subhashii is the source of this 311-nucleotide messenger RNA. RefSeq lists its product as uncharacterized. Gene Ontology annotation, molecular function: dihydroorotase activity. NCBI's taxonomy places the organism in Eukaryota, Fungi, Ascomycota, Pichiomycetes, Serinales, Debaryomycetaceae. Gene Ontology annotation, biological process: 'de novo' pyrimidine nucleobase biosynthetic process; pyrimidine nucleotide biosynthetic process. The annotation marks the transcript as partial. The record is from RefSeq and is a predicted model, not a curated record. The transcript has a single exon. Gene Ontology annotation, cellular component: cytoplasm.